UUUGAAAGCUGCAGUGCCACGUCCACUGCUGUGUGUCUGUGCUGGGCGGAACUGGGCUUCUUUAUUUCUAAAGGCGUGUGUUCUCCUGAGGAUGGCCUGAUCUCGGGUGUCCGCUGCUGUGUGUGUGUUCGGUCGUGAUGGACCCAGAGGCCUGCUUCACUCUGGCGUACGCGGCGUUCUCGCUGUGCUUCGUGUUCACUCCGAGCGAGGUGCGCUCCGCGGGGCUGACCGUGCAGCACCUGUUCUCGGAGUGGCUGGGCAGCGAAGACCUGCGCUUCAUCCAGCACCACAUCAGGAGGAGCACCCUGACCCUGCUGCUGCACUGCUGCCUGCCGCUCGGAUAUUAUGUAGGAAUGUGUUUUGCGUCUCCGGAGCAGAAUCUGCUGUACGUGCAUCAGGCGCCUGCGGGCUGGCAGCUGUACUUCAGCGUCUCUCUGGCCGUGCUGCUGGUGAGCUGUGUUCUGGCGCUGCACUGGUCCAGACGCGGCUGGGAGAAUCACCCCAUCUGUAGGGCGCUCAGCACUCACGCCCAGCCACAGUCCAGCUGGAGAGCCGUGGCCUCCUCCAUCAACACCGAGUUCCGCCGCAUCGAUAAGUUCUCCUCGGGCUGCCAGAGCGCCAGGGUGAUCGUCACCGACACCUGGGUGAUGAAGGUCAGCACGUACUCGCUGCACGUGGCCCUGCAUCAGGACUGUCACCUGACCGUCACGGACUCCCGACAGCACAGCCUGUCGCCCGAGCUCAAUGCGCCGGUGCAGAUCCUCACCAUCAGCGUGGCCAGCCUCAACCCCAGAGUCCAGCCCUUCCACAUCAGGCUGAAGUCCACGGAGUACCUGGAGCUGCAGGAGAAACUGCACGCGCCCAUCAGAAACGCUGCCAAUGUGGUCAUCCAUCUGACCAUGAGCGAGCUCUUCCUGGAGACCUUCAAGACGUAUGUGAAGAUGAACGCGGUUUACAAGUGUCCGAGUGGACAGUGUGCUGUGCCUCUGCAGGAGCUGGAGCCGUGCAUCGGCUGUAUGCAGGCCAGCGCCGGCGUGAAGCUGCUGCGUCUGUGUCAGGCUGACGGCGACGGAGAGUGUCAGGAGUGCUUCUGCCGGCCCAUGUGGUGUCUCACCUGUAUGGGGAAGUGGUUCGCCAGUCGCCAGGACCAGCAGCAGCCGGAGACGUGGCUGAGCAGCAGGGUCCCGUGUCCCACCUGCAGGGCCAAGUUCUGCAUUCUAGACGUCUGCUCCGUUGAAUGAGGAGAUCGCUCUGAACUUCUGUGUGCUUUCAAAACCUCUGUGCCUCUCAAACUACAAACAUGACGGAGAAUCAAGCCCGUCCAGCUCACGUUUCACCACAAACUCAGCAGAAACAAUAAAUUAUAUUUUGCUUGCCUUCAUGAAGCCACUGUAUCAUAUUUGAUUUGAAUUUCUAAAGCCCUAAAUGCUAAAACUCUGCUGUUUCACACAUCAUCAUCAUUCAUCUCGACUGAUUCUGAUCAAGUAAGCGUCAGAAUAACUGCAGUCAUGUCUCCAGAUGAACACUUGCUGGACUGAAGCAGCUCAGCUUUACUUGAUUCUCCAUCAAUCAUUUUCUAGAAGAAUCAGUGCAUCUCAAAUCUGAUCAUCAGGAUCUUCUGAGGAGCUUUACUUUCACUGUUCCUCAGCGGAGGAAUGAUCUUCUGAGGAGCGUUUAUUUCUUCAUCUCUCAGUCAGCACUGCAUUAUAUGUUUGAAUCACUUCAGUCUCAUCUUACUGAGACAUAUUACUGGAGAUAUAGAGCGACCGCUGAUGUUUAGAUCAUUUAAUGUCUGUUAUAAAGAUCUCAUUGAUUUACAUCACAAGCAUCAGAAUUUCAUCAUAUUAAUAUCAGCAUCUGCAGCAAAUUCAUUUUUUUGCUCUAUUUGAGUCUCUGAAUAAAAUUGAGCUGUUUUUUCCUCCAUAUUCUCACUGUAUCACACCACAUGAACCAUAAAAGUCUGAUUAUCAAAUAUGAUACUCAACAAAAACACAUAUGCAAACUGUCUUUUUUAAGGAUGUGAAGGUUCAAUAAACUGUUCUAUUAAAACAAAAACAA
Messenger RNA from Onychostoma macrolepis, 2058 nucleotides. It is a transcript of the gene tmem129, whose product is annotated as transmembrane protein 129, E3 ubiquitin protein ligase. Gene Ontology annotation, biological process: protein ubiquitination. The transcript is spliced from 4 exons. The record is from RefSeq and is a predicted model, not a curated record. Bases 138 to 1241 code for a protein of 367 amino acids. Gene Ontology annotation, molecular function: ubiquitin protein ligase activity. NCBI's taxonomy places the organism in Eukaryota, Metazoa, Chordata, Actinopteri, Cypriniformes, Cyprinidae. Gene Ontology annotation, cellular component: membrane; endoplasmic reticulum.